Messenger RNA from Metarhizium brunneum ARSEF 3297, 885 nucleotides. The record is from RefSeq and is a predicted model, not a curated record. NCBI's taxonomy places the organism in Eukaryota, Fungi, Ascomycota, Sordariomycetes, Hypocreales, Clavicipitaceae.
AUGUGGAGCCGGGUCAGCCUAGAGCGGUUGCUUCACAAGUAUCCGAAUAUCAAUCAUAAUGCCCGAGACUCGGCUGGCCGGACGCUGCUGAUUGUCGCCGUCAGGCAUGGCAUGUGCCCGGACAUUCUACCAGAGCAUCCCACUCUCGUCAACCUACAGGACCAUCGGGGCCAGACGGCCCUCAUAUACGCUAUUCGUCGUGGCCAUCAUGAAACUGUUCAGAGACUGCUGGAGGCCGGUGGUGAUCCUCUUUCCAGAGACGUGCGCGGUCGUGAUGCGUUAUACUGGGCAGCUCUCCGGGGCGAUGCCGACAUGUUUGGCACUGUUUUCCGUCAAGUGGACAAGUUGGCACAAACUAAAUCACCCUUUGUCCUUGCCAUCAAUGCCGCCGCCGCCGCUGGGCAGGCAGACUUUGUCAAGGAGCUGUUGGCCAAGAUCAUGACCGACUCUGCUUCCACGUUGGUGCUGGCGGACAGCAAUGGAUGGACCGCGCUGUACACCGCUGAACAAUGUGACAACCCCGAAAUCGUCGACAUGAUUCGCCGUGCCAUGCUGGGUGUGCCUGGGGGAAGUCAAGGCGCGCCGCCUCUCUUACAGGCUCCAACAGAAUGGCACCCCCAGGACAAGUUCUUCUCACUCCUGCGUCAACCCGAUGCCAGGUCGAUCUCGGUGAGCAGCAUCGCACGAGCGAACCACCCCAUGGUGCCGACGAGGGACGACGUAUACUAUUUCGAGGUGACUAUUGUCAACGAAGGCUGCAAUUCCAGCCCCUGUAAGCGCUUUGCCGUGGGCUUCUGUCGCGAAGACACCCCGUUGGGUUCCGGCGCAGACUCGUCGUGGGGAGAUUGGUGGUAUCAUGGCGGCAACGGCCAUUUUGGCAACUAA